Messenger RNA from Saprolegnia parasitica CBS 223.65, 2044 nucleotides. Its product is annotated as AGC protein kinase. Gene Ontology annotation, molecular function: ATP binding; phosphatidylinositol binding; protein serine/threonine kinase activity. The record is from RefSeq and is a predicted model, not a curated record. Bases 59 to 2020 code for a protein of 653 amino acids. Lineage: Eukaryota; Oomycota; Saprolegniomycetes; Saprolegniales; Saprolegniaceae. Gene Ontology annotation, biological process: protein phosphorylation. The transcript is spliced from 6 exons.
GGCUCGUCGUUUGGAGGCGUUUGUUUUGCAAGGCAGCAGAAGAAGAGACCUCGCGGCGAUGACGAUGGGGUCGUCCUCCGGGAACAGCAACCUGAUCAGCCCAUGUACCUCCGACGACAGCAUCGACGACCAUGCCAAGUUCGACCUCGACACGAUGGCCGCAUACCUCGUCAAGGACCUCGACUCGGGCCAGAGCUACCGCGUCGAGGAGAUCGACCAGCAGUACGUGACGCUCGAGGCCAUGAAGGAGAAGCUUUCCGAGUCGCAUGACCUCCUCGCGCUCUACUCGGCGGAUGCGACGACCGAGGUCGAGAUUGAAAACACGUCCGACUCGGACAAGGACGACGACGAUCCUGGAUACGUCGAGGAGGUCGACGUCGUCAAGCACCGCACGUCCGAGCUGCAGCCGUGCCAGUUCACAGGCUGCACGCUCUUCCAUACACGCCGGUCGGGCUACUGCGAGACGCACGAGGUCCGCGCUAAAGAGGAGGAAGACUCGCGCGCGCAGGCGCUGUACCUCAUUCCGCGUGGGCGGCAAGCCAGCUUUGUCGAGAUGAAGGGCCACUCGUUUGUUGAAGACUCGAUGUUUCGCCUCUAUACGGUCUUCACGGUCGUCCUUCGCUGUGGCGAGUCGACGUGGAGCGUGUACCGCCGGUACCGCGAGUUUACAGCCCUCUACGACAAGCUCAAGCUGCGUUCGCGGCUUCGGCUACCCACGCUGCCACCCAAGAAGAUUAUCGGAUCGUUCGAGCCGGAAUUCCUGGCGCGGCGGCAGUAUGAGCUGGGGCAAUGGCUCGACCAGCUGCUUACGUACGAGCCGCUCUCGAACGCGACCAAUCCGCACGAGUGCGACGAAGUCGUGCGCUUUUUGACGUGGAAGGCCGACCAGCCGCCGUUCCCGGUCGAGCAGCCCUCCGACUUUUUGAACCUCCAAGACUCGAGCUCGAACGCGCCGCGCGUGAACCUCACCGACUUCAAGAUGAUCCAGGUCAUUGGCCGUGGGUCGUUCGGGAAGGUCGUUCUCGUCGGCCACCACGCGACAAAGAAACUCUAUGCGAUGAAGAUGCUCAACAAGGCCAACAUCGUGAAGCGCAAGCAGGUUGAGCACACGCGCACCGAGCGCCGCGUGCUUGGGUACACCAAGCACCCGUUCAUUGUGGGCUUGCACUUUGCCUUUCAGACACCGCAGCGCCUCUACUUUGUCCUCGACUAUUGCCCGGGCGGUGAGCUCUUUUACCACUUGACGCGCAUGAAGAAGUUGCCCGAGCACAUGGCGUGCUACUACGCGGCCGAAAUCACACUGGCGCUCGAGCAUCUGCAUGGCCUUGGCGUUGUGUACCGCGACCUCAAGCCCGAAAACAUCCUCCUCACAAAGGAAGGCCACGUCAAACUCGCCGACUUUGGGCUUGCCAAGGAAGGCAUCACAGACGGCGUGUACGGCACCAACUCGCUCUGCGGCACGCCUGAGUACCUCCCGCCCGAGAUCCUCGACCGCCUUGGCCACGGCACGGCCGUCGACUGGUGGAACCUUGGCAUGGUGCUCUACGAGAUGCUCACGGGCUUGCCGCCAUGGUACACGAACGACCGCCAAAAGCUCUUUGACCGGCUGCGCUCGGCGCGCCUCCACUUCCCGCCGUACGUCUCGCGGCGUGCCGAGGGCCUUAUCCGCGCGCUUCUGAACCGGAAUCCGGCCGAGCGCCUCGGUGCGCGUGGUGCUGCCGAAGUGAAGGCGCACCCGUUCUUUGAGAGCAUCGAGUGGGACGACCUCCUUGCGCUCAAGAUGCCGCCGCCGUUCCGACCGUGCCGCGCGACGACCACCGACGACACGCCGCUCAAUUUUGAGGCCGAGUUCACGCGGCUUCCGCUGCCGAGCGUCGAGGUCGUCGACAAGGAACCAAGCAAAAGGCGCGGGCCAACUCGGACACGUUUUCUGGCUUUGCGUACGAGAACCCGGACGCGCUGCAAUCGUCGUUGUAGUGACGACGACGUAUGCAAAGAGAAAACGCGCGAGGCUGAAUAAAUAUAUAUCAACACACCACCACAA